Impatiens glandulifera is the source of this 1673-nucleotide messenger RNA. RefSeq names its product PTI1-like tyrosine-protein kinase 1. The transcript is spliced from 8 exons. NCBI's taxonomy places the organism in Eukaryota, Viridiplantae, Streptophyta, Magnoliopsida, Ericales, Balsaminaceae. The record is from RefSeq and is a predicted model, not a curated record. Gene Ontology annotation, biological process: protein phosphorylation. The coding region runs from base 261 to 1358 and encodes 365 amino acids. Gene Ontology annotation, molecular function: ATP binding; protein tyrosine kinase activity.
UAUGUAAUAUACAUUAUAUAUAUAUAUAUAUAUAUAUAUACACAGUAAUUUCUAUAAGAAAGAGAUAUAUAGAGAGAUAGCAUUGGUGAUAUCUUCAAUCGAUUGCUUCAUUGUCUGCUGAUCUGUCCCUCCCAAUUUCAACCGUACGAGCCCUAAAGAGAGAGGGAUAAAAGCAGGGUCAUCUGCCUCCUCCUGGUUAUCUUGUUCGUUUGCAGAGCAGAGGUUCAGCAGACGAUCUUUAUUUGAGAAAGAGAGAAAGGAUGCGGAAGUGGUUGUGCUGUACUUGUCAGGUAGAUGAAUCCUACCCAAAAAGUGACAUUGAGCCUUUCAAAAGCCCGAAGAAUCAUGGAGAAGGAAACCAUAGAGGAUCAAAGACACAAGUUCCUGUCAAACCAGAACUUCAGAAGGCAGUUCUACCCAUUGAAGUGCCAACGUUGUCCUUGGAAGACAUAAAAGAGAAAACUGAAAAUUUUGGAUCAAAGGCAUUGAUUGGUGAAGGGUCUUAUGGAAGAGUCUACUACGCAAGCUUGGAUGAAAAAGCGGUUGCUGUAAAAAAGCUUGACGUGUCUUCUGAAACCGAGUCAAAUAAUGAUUUCUUGUCACAAGUAUCCAUGGUGUCAAGACUGAAGCAUGAAAACUUUGUAGAGCUUCUUGGAUACUGUGUAGAAGGAAAUACUCGUGUGCUAGCAUAUGAAUUUGCUACCAUGGGAUCUCUGCAUGAUAUUCUGCAUGGUAGAAAGGGAGUACAAGGGGCUCAGCCAGGUCCUGUGCUUGACUGGAUGCAACGGGUAAGGAUUGCAGUUGAUGCUGCGAGGGGUCUAGAGUACUUGCAUGAGAAGGUUCAGUCAUCCAUAAUUCAUAGAGAUGUCCGGUCAAGCAAUGUGCUUCUCUUUGAGGACUUCAAAGCUAAAAUUGCAGACUUCAACCUUUCAAACCAGGCUCCUGAUAUGGCUGCUCGUCUUCAUUCUACUCGGGUUCUAGGGACUUUCGGUUACCAUGCACCAGAGUAUGCAAUGACAGGGCAACUAACACAAAAGAGUGAUGUCUAUAGUUUUGGUGUUGUUCUACUUGAACUUCUGACUGGACGAAAGCCUGUUGAUCAUACAAUGCCUCGCGGUCAGCAAAGUCUUGUUACUUGGGCAACUCCACGGCUGAGUGAAGAUAAAGUCAAACAAUGUGUGGAUCCAAAACUUAAGGGAGAAUAUCCUCCUAAAGGAGUUGCCAAGUUGGCAGCUGUGGCUGCAUUGUGUGUGCAAUAUGAAUCAGAGUUUCGUCCUAAUAUGAGCAUAGUUGUAAAGGCUCUCCAACCACUGCUGAAGGCUCCAGCCCCAAUUCCAUCUCCAUCUCCCGAGGUAUAGAGGGCACAUGAAAUCGGAAGACCUUGAUUCAUAUAUUGGCAUUCUCUGGUGCUUGGUCUGAUUUUUAUUUUUCAUGGGAACUUUGUGGGUUGGUUGGACCCGAAAUGAUUGAGUGUAUAUGCUUACUUUUCUUUGGCUUGAGAAUUGUGGGACUUUGUGUAGCUGUUGCUUAUAAUAUACUGCUGUUUCCUGUUGAGUCAUCUUUCUCACAAAGUGUAACGCUAGGUCUUGUUUGGCCACCGAUAUCUUUUUGACUAGUGUGGUUGAGCUUGUUGCGACUUUCUUUGGGUCUUGAAUGAAUUACAACUUAUAAGA